Tetranychus urticae (two-spotted spider mite) is the source of this 6717-nucleotide messenger RNA. RefSeq names its product axotactin (gene axo). The record is from RefSeq and is a predicted model, not a curated record. NCBI's taxonomy places the organism in Eukaryota, Metazoa, Arthropoda, Arachnida, Trombidiformes, Tetranychidae.
UAUUGAGAGGCAAAAAUGAUUCAACUAAUUGUACGAAAUUCAAAUCAACAACCAGUUUUUAUACCAAACCGAUUGAAGGAUUUCAGUGAAGCUUACAUAUUUUGAGCUUCGCCUUCAUAUUGGUUAAAUGUUGCCUCUAUUGUCAUCCGAAGUUAAGAUUCCCAAAUAAUUUAGUUUUCCCUCUUCUCAUCUUUUCCCCUCUCAUCAUCAUCAUCAUCAUCCAUCUUUCUUAGUUUCUCUUCGUCGCCCACUCUCAUCUUCAUCUCCGUUCAAAACUUCUUAACGAUGGAUUACAAAUUAAUGGGUCUUGAUAUCAACAACUGUUAACAGCUUCUUCCAUAUGUGAUUUUAUUUACUAGCUUCGUUUGUAAAACUGUGUUAACAUGGGAGACUUUACAUUUUUUUGUGCUUCCAUUUUGUUUAAUUUAAUUUUAUUGGUUCAUACCCAUGGUCAUCACGGUCAUCAUGGUCACAGUCAUCACACUAAAGAGUUAAUCUCAUCAUCAACUUUACCACCUAGACCAGCAUUCACUUCACCAACAUCUCCACCUUCAAUACCAGAUCAUUUGGAUCCAAAGGUUUUUACUUUCACACAAAACAAUUCAUUUCUUCUAAUCAACUCAACUGAUUGUUGGCCUCCCCACAUUACAAGAUCUCUUAAUUUUAAAUUUAGGACUCAUCGGUCCAAUAGUUUGUUAUUGUUUCACUCAGUUAAUUCUGCCCCACCUGGCUAUCCCCUGUAUGAGUUUCAUAUGAUCUUGAAUCGCGGAGCUGUUGAGAUUGUUCACGAAUUUGGCUUGGCUUUAGAUAAGUUUACUAUUGGCAAGGGGUUUAAUGAUGAUCGUUGGCAUCAAGUAAACCUGACAAUUAUUGCCUCAGAGGCUAAAUUAAAGAUCAUUAUUGAUGGUCAAAUUGGAUCUAUAUUUGUACUUCGAUCUUUUUUGUCCCUCCAUCCAAAUGGUUAUCAACCUUAUGGCCAGUAUAAUCCGAAACAACCAAGUAUCUACGGAAAUAUACCAUCAAGCCUUUACUUUGGUGGACUUGAUCCAAACCUUCGUUAUGUUCAUAAACACCACCAUUCGCCUCGAUUCAUUGGUUGUUUGGGCAACAUUCAGUUCACUCAUAGCUCGAUUCUUUUUGUUGAUGUGCCAUUAAUAACUUCUGUUGGCCUGAAAACGGGUUGUAUCAAUCUGUGUCGAUCAAGUAUUCAAUGUUCCUUAGGAUCUUCAUGUGUCAAUCAUUACACUCAUUCAACAUGUGACUGUUUUGGUACUGAAUUUGAGGAUACCUGGUGUUCAGUGUCUCCAGUAACAGCAUUAACUCUCCGUGGCACCUCUUUCAUCACUUACACCGCCUUUAAUUGGACUGAGCGAACAGAAACUCUAAUGAAUCGAAUCAGUCUUCAUUUUCGUACUCGCUUUGAUGAUUCAAUGCUUCUCUAUGCUUAUGGUCUUUAUCCUGAUUUUAAUCAUGUUUUCUUGGAUCUAAUUGAGGGUAAGCUACGAUUUGAGAUUGACUUCGGUGAAGGCCCAUUAAGAGUGACCACCACAGGAAGUAAAUUGUCAGAUGGAGCCUGGCAUAACGUGACUGUUAUCCACGCUAAGAGAGAUGUUCACAUAAUAGUUGACGGUAUCACGCAUCGACUUCAUGUUAAUGGGCAACGAUUCUACCUUCACCUUGAACCAUACAUUUAUGUAGCUGGCUUACCUAAAUCAGUCGAGGUUCGUUCACUUUACCCAAAAAGCUUGGUGAGAUCAAAAUUCGUCGGUUGCCUGAAGUCAGUUUACUUUAAUCGAGAAGACAUUUUCUUGGGUCUCAGAAAGAAUCAGCCAAAUAUACGUUUUACUGGCCUUUUUGGUCCAGAAUUUGGCUGUUCUCCGGUGCCCAGUUUACCUAUUACCUUUCAAACUUCUCGAUCUUACUUGAAUGUAACCAAAACGUUCUCUAACGUACUUGAUCUUUUCAUGGAAUUUAAAACUCCCCAGCGAGAUGUCAUCCUUUCAUCAGGUCGAUUCCGUUUUGUAGAAGAACCAACAAGUCAUUUACUAUGGAUUUUACAUUUAAAAAAUUCGAUUCCCCAUUUUUCAAUCAUCGAUUAUGAUAAUGAUAAUUCAGAGAUUCAGCCAAUCUCAAAAACCUGGUCCUCGGGUAAACCAGUUAGAUUCUUGGCUGGUCAGUGGCAAAUGAUUGGUUUGUAUGGUCAAAGUUCAAAUUUAACCAUUGAAAUCAACAAUGAAUAUACCGUCAAAUACCAAUUCGAAGGGGAAAUGUCAUUCAAUAGUUACAUUAUUGUUGGUGCUCUUAAUGCUACUUUCAACAACUCAAAUGCUUACGGUUACGGUAUCAUGGGAUGUAUUCGCAACCUUGGUGUUGACCAUGAAACUGUUGAUUCUCGGAUAUUGUUGAACAAUCGAGCUCUUCAUUCAGGUCGUGUUGCUUUAGAUCAAUGUUCCUACAUAAAUCCAUGUGAUUAUCCGGGUGCCUGUGAACAUGGUGGCAAGUGUACAGUCAAUAAAGAGGGGGAUGCAGAUUGUGAUUGUACCGAUACAGGUUAUGCAGGGAAAACUUGUCACUUUGCUUUGUACAAAAGAACCUGUGAAGAGUAUUAUUUGCUUGGACAUCGUAAAAAUGGAACUUACAUGAUAGAUAUUGAUCGAAACGGACCUUUACCACCUGCUAGAGUUGAAUGUACAAUGUCAUUUAAGCGAACCGAAACCACCGUUAAUCACAAUUUGCCUGUUGAAUAUAUCGUUCGUAAAAAAGAUUUCCCCAGUUAUUAUAUCGAUAUUGAAUAUCGAGAGUUCAAUAAAGAAAUGUUGAAAGCUUUGAUUGGCCACACUAAAGGAUGUACUCAAGAAAUAAAAUACGGAUGUAGAAAGGCUCCUUUAAAUUUGGCGAAGGAAGCUUGGAUGAUUUCAGCCAGCGAUUGGCGACUUGAUUCAGUGGGAAGUAACAUUAGUGGUCGAUGUCCAUGUUCAACCGCUAUGAACUGUCAGGAUCCCCAGCGUUAUUGCAAUUGCGACUUUUUAGAUGAACGAGAGAAUGAAGAUUCUGGUGUUAUUGUUGAACCAGCUAAAUUGGCGAUAACUCGAGCGUUUUUCCUCGCUUCGCCCAAUUUAACUGAAGCCUCUGAGGGGCGGUUCACUCUAUCACCAUUGAAGUGCAUUGAUUUAAGUACCCAAGAGCACAUUGUAACGUUUAAAACCCGUCAAUCGUAUCUUGAACUUGAUGGUUGGGUUUCUGGAGAUUUGGCAUUCAGUUUUCGAACAACCGUUUCUUAUGGAGUGAUUCUUUAUCAAGCCCCUCUGUUUCCACACCAUGGCCGCUUUUUAGUCACUUUAAUUAGUCCUUUUGAAAUUUUAUUUGAAUACUCUGUUAAUGGUGUUCCUAGACAAUCGAAGCUUAUAUCAAGAAGUAAACUAAACAAUGGUCAAUGGCAACAAGUUUGGGUUGAUUAUGAAACGAGGCACAUGAGAUUUACUGUUAAUUUGGAUUCACUGAUGAUCGAUUUAGAUCGUAAUGAAAUGUUUGAUCUUUUUGAAGGACCUCUUUAUAUUGGCGGAGCACCUGAGUCAAAGCUUAAAGACAAAUCAUCUUUAGGCUUUAUUGGAUGUUUCCGCGGCCUGUUGAUUGCUGAGCGAAUUAUACCUUUGUCUAUUCCUGAAAGGGCUACUGAUAUUGAAUCCCGAUGUCAAGAGUCAUGCCAACCCAAUCCAUGCCAAAAUAAUGGACAUUGUAUUGAAAUGUGGGGAAAUUAUGAAUGUAUAUGUGCUAACCCAUUUGCUCAUUCUGGACGUAACUGCCAAGAUGAUGCCAACCUAAAUGGAUUAACAAUUAGCUCAGAUAAUGCUUUUGUUCACAUGAUGGUCCAUGGAAAUGAAACUCACCCGGUUCUUAACAAACGCAUUUCCUUAAGCUUCCGAACUUAUGAGGAUUCCGGAUUGGUUUUCUACGCAAAUGACCACCUCAACAACUUCAUUCAAAUUCAUUUAUUCAAUUUGAGUGUGAUUUUUACCACAAACAACUACCGCACUAUAGUCUCUGGGCGAGUUCGAGUUGGGCCUGAACUUAUCUCUGGGAAUCUAAUUCAAGUAUCAAUUGAAAGACGUCGUAAUUCAACCGUUUUGUCUGUAUACACUGGCUGUGAACGUAAUUGUUCAUUACCAAUUUCAGCUACCAUCAACAGUUCUCUCGGCCUGUUACAAGAAUAUUAUCAAAAGCCUUGGCAGUAUGGAGGAUCAAUGGAACUUGUUAGACCGAUUCGCUCUUUUAUUGCCUUGCCUCCGCAUACACAAUUUUUUAUUGGUGGAGUUGAUCCAAUUGUUGACCAUUCACUGCCUACUUUUAUUGGUUGCAUCUCUGGCUUGUUAAUCAAUCACACUCUUUUUGAUUUAGAACAAGCGAUUGAGGAAAGUUCAGAGAAAAGAGAGGAAAAGCACGUUUCUAUUAAUGGUAAUGUUACUGGAGGAUGUCAACGUGUCUGUGAUAAAAAACCCUGUGAAAAUGGAGGCAAAUGUCGUGAAAAUAUGAGAAUUGGUUCUAUUGAAGGUGUGAAAUGUCAAUGUGAGCAAACUUCUUAUCAAGGUCAUUUCUGCGAACAAGAUAUUGGUGUGCGAUUUGAUGGAUCAUCUGUUCUAACAUACAACAUUACCACAAUCGAUGUUGAACCUAAAAACGGAAUUUGCUUAGAGUUUGCCUUUUCAGCCGAGCCUGAAGCUUAUCCAUUCUUCAGUCAAAUUCGUCGACUCUUAUUAUUGUUUCAAAAAGAUGAUUGGUCGCUGCUUGUGAGUUUGCUGUCAUCCGGUGGAAUUUAUCUUCAAGAGUUUGAUGGAGUCAACAAAGCUUGGCGUAAAACAAUUUCAAGGCAACAACAUCAUUAUGCUGAUGGAUUCAGACAUUGGGUUGUUUACAAUCGAACAAAUGAUAAUGUCAAGCUUGAAAUUGAUGGUGCUGUUCAUGAAGUGGCUCUCAAACAAAACAUACCAAAAAUUGGUUCAUUAGGACCCAAACAGAUGAUUAAAGUCGGUGGUAAUCUAGAUUCUGACAAUUAUCUGGAUGAAUAUAGUACAUACAUCGGAUGUAUAUCAAAUUUGAGAAUCAAGGUUGGACCAAAGCAUCAACAGCUGAUCAAUCCGAUUGAAUCAGCUUUCGAAGGUGAUGACAAGGCUGAUGUCAUGCAAAACGGGAGUCACAUUUGGCAAGGAAUAAAACAACAAAGGUGUUCACGCUUCAAAAGUAUCUCUAAAUCUGUUUCAUAUGGUGUUAACCUUCCGUACGAGCUUCCUGAUACUAAAUGGUCUACAGAAGAGCCUGUUAAACAUCACAUACUAAAAACCAAAAGCCGUAAAAGUCCAGUUGAUCUGUACACAACUGAAUUUUAUGUAUUUUUUGGAUGCCUCAGUAUCUUGAUUAUUGUAUUAACUGGAAUAACCAUUUACAUGUGCAAAAUCCAAAGAUCAUAUAAAAUGAAUAAAUUCAGAGGAGAAACACCAUUUUUCAAUGCUCAACGAAAAGGAUCUCCAAAAAUACCUUAUACCCGAGUCUAUCAAAAUUAUGAAAAAAGAACUCCAGAAGCACGAUUAAUUUCGUUUAAAUCAACUGAAGGAAGAUCGAAAAUGACUGAACUGCAACCUUUACAUGAAACAUCUGAGGAAUAUGAUAAAGAAACUGACGACGCUGUUACUAUUAGACGAUUGAGUUCAGCAACUAAUGGUACUUAUGAUUGGUGCUUCAAUCAUCAUCAUCAUCAUCACCUUGUCACGACUUCUCAAGAGCUCAAUUGGGAGCCUGAUGUAGAUAAUACAAUGAUUCUUUCUGAAAUUAACGCCUCUGACAUUGAUCUUCGUCGUGGAUCUCUCGUGCCUUUGGCCACCUUAAGUGAACUUGCCAUUCCAAACAUCAUCAACUAGUCAUGCUUUAUUACAAGGCCCAAAUUAUACCAGUCAAUUUGUUAUUUAACGAUUUUAAAAGAAUGCAUUUCUUAUUUAUCAACAAUUAUCUUUGAUUUCUCAUCAAAUCACCAAAAAAUUUCAAAGUCAAUCAUACUUAUAAAUCAAUCUAUUCUUCAAGCAACUUCAUGUUACAUUGAGUGUUUAAGCUCAUUGAUUGUCAAGUGUCCUGUUAAGCAAUUGUUCAUUGAUGGUCUUUUGGAUGUAUUCUUGAGAAUCGAUGGUUCAUCAAUGACAAGUUUCGUCGAGAGGAAGUAAUGUAAUCAUCAUGAUAUCUUGUGUAAAUUUCUUGGUAACUUGGAUGGUUAUAUCAGCAAUUAACUCAUCGUGCUCAUGCCAGACAAGAUUCACUGCAACAGCCUGUUUUGGUGAAAAAAUAAUAAUUCUUAUUGUUCUCAUUCAUCAACAGAUUCUCCUAAUUACAGCUUAUGAUGGUUAAUCAAAGAUUACUGGCAUCAAUCAUCUUUACAAGAUUAAAUUACACUUGGAAUGAUGUCGAAAAAACUGGAGAAUCCAAUUUAUUUGAUCUUCUAUUAAUUUAGCUGAUUGAUAUAAAAACCUCAACCUCCCACCUUUAACCCCUAUUGAGCAGAUUAACAUGCAAUCGAGUCAUCAUCUUUUAAUCUCUAGUUAACUAAUAUAAAUGGAUCAAUUAGAUGACGUUUUGCCAAAAACAUUUAAUACUGUAGUAAUUUAAAAACUAAACAAAAGACGAGACACUGAAUGUAAAAUAAAUUAUGCCUUUGAGCGUUCAUCAACAAUCUAAAAA